AUGGAGCGAGUAAGCACGCCAGUGCCGACAUCCCUGCAAGCGCGCUGCGCAGGGUCCUCGCUAGUUACGGAGCGGAAGUUGGGAAACCCUAACCACGGAGGGUCCUUAAGGGAAGCUAUGGAACGUCUGGAGGAUGGGGUAAGCGGGAUCAGCAGGGGUUUUGUGUGGUGGAGCCAGCUUGACUUACUUCACUUCCAUUCAAGGUCUUUGAAGAAACUCUUUGCUGCCCGUCCCUCCUGCGCCGAUAGCUCCAGCUAUAUUUAUUGCGCUACACUCCCAUCCAUUUCAUUUCUCACAAUCCAUCGUCCAUCUCCAUCCAUCCAUCCCAAACCCCCUCCAGAAGCCACCAUGAAAGACUCACCCCCCACGGGCACCAGCGUCCCUCCACCACCACCACCACCACCACCCUAUCCCGCCGACACCAAGCAUCCCCACCCACACCCACCCGCACUCGCACCCACCCACCCUGCAGCUGACUCUGCCGCCCCAUGGCGCUACUACCUGACCAGUCUCGCCGCCUCCCUCUUCCUCCUCUACCUCGUUCUCCCGUCCACCGUCACCACCACCGCCAGCGCCCUCCUGCCCAGCGCAGAGCCCUACUUCGCCGCAGACCGCUUCCUCGCCUCGCGCCUCGGCUACAAGCUCGUCGCCGACGUCCCGCGCGCGCUGGUCCCCGGCGGGAAGGGCGUUAAGCGUGGUGGUGAGGGACAUGGAAGGGUCAUUAUCAUAGGGGAUGUGCAUGGGAUGUUUCAUGAGUUGGUAAAGCUCCUCGAAAAGACAAACUACGACCCCGAGAACGACUACCUCGUCUUCUCCGGCGACAUGAUCUCCAAAGGCCCCGACUCACUCAAGGUGCUCGACCUCGCACGCAGCUACUCCGCCGGCUGCGUGCGCGGCAACCACGAAGACCGCGUCCUCCUCCACUGGCACGACCUCCAAAAGAAGAAGCGCAAAGCCCGCAAGGGCCGCAAACACCCCGCGCGCACCGCCACCGCCGCCAGCAUCGACGACCUCGAGCUCGAGCCCGCACAGGAGGAGGAAGAGGAAGAGGAGACCGUCGAGGUCGCCGACGACGACACAGACGACGAGUUCACGACGCAGCGCAUCCGCAACGAGCGUAAGCUGGCCAAGAGCUUGAGUAGGAAGCAGGCGGCGUGGCUGGACGCGUGCCCGCUGGUGCUGAGGAUGAAGAAGGUUGCGGAUCUGGGGCAGGUGGAUGUUGUGCAUGCGGGGCUUGUGCAUGGCGUGCAGCUGGAGGACCAGGAUCCCAAGGCGAUCAUGAAUAUGCGCAGUCUUGAUAAGCGGCGGUUGACGCCGCUGCCGGAGGGGGAGAGGGAUGGUGUGCAUUGGGCGGAUGUGUGGAAUCGGGGCGAGAAGGAGAGGAAGGGGGAUGGGGAGGGGCGUACGACUGUUGUGUAUGGGCAUUAUGCGGCGAAGGGGUUGGAUAUUAGAAAGUACUCGAAGGGCCUGGACUCGAACUGCGUGAGAGGUGGCAGGCUGAGUGCGUUUGUGAUUGGGAAGAAGAAGGAGGAGUUGGUGAGUGUGAGCUGUAGGACCUUUCUGAAGGAUUAG
This is a messenger RNA of Morchella importuna, 1572 nucleotides long. RefSeq lists its product as uncharacterized. Gene Ontology annotation, cellular component: cytoplasm. The transcript is spliced from 7 exons. Gene Ontology annotation, biological process: polyphosphate catabolic process. NCBI's taxonomy places the organism in Eukaryota, Fungi, Ascomycota, Pezizomycetes, Pezizales, Morchellaceae. The record is from RefSeq and is a predicted model, not a curated record. The coding region runs from base 1 to 1572 and encodes 523 amino acids. Gene Ontology annotation, molecular function: phosphatase activity; endopolyphosphatase activity.